CGUUUUUGGUAAAGCAAAUUAAAUAGGCAUAUUAUGAAUCUUGGAGAACAUUCUAGUUAUCAUUCUGUUCCUCUCUCGUCUUCAUUUCAUAGAAAGAUAAAGCUUCGCAAACUAAGGAAGUCCGUUAAUGCUGUGCUCCCGGUUGUGCGUUUACUAAAGUCAAUGAGGCGGCUUUGCGUUGAUCCAGCUGCUGUAGAGAUUUCAACGGACCCAAGAAAAUCGCAGAUUCUAUGUGAUGAGUAUGAAUAUCCAGGGCAUUUAAAAUUAAAGUUUUCGAACAACGUAAGUGGUCCAAUAUAUACUGGGGUCCCGAUAGGAGAUCAAGAGGGAAGAAGCUUAGAUGUACAUUUAAUUGACUCCCGUACGGAGAAAAUUAUCAAUUCCGGGCCAGAAGCAUCAGGAAAGGUGGAAAUAGUUGUUCUUGAGAAAGAUUUUACAAGUUGUGGUGGCGAUAAAUCGCUGAUUCGUGGAAAUCCUCAAGUCAGCUUGAAGGAUGGGAGUGUUUGUGUAAGUCAUAUUUCAUUCAAACAUUCUAGAGUAUCUAUGAAAAAACGUGAGUUGAGACUAGGUGCGAGAGUUAUGAAUCCCUACAAUAUUGGGAAUAGAAUUAUGGAAGCAGUCACUGAACCAUUCUUUGUCAAGGAUCGCCGUUCAAUGGGAAAGAGCCUGAAGCCACUAUAUCUUGAUGAUCAAGUUUGGAAACUGCAAACGAUUGGCAAAGGCGGCGCUUUUCAUAAUCGUUUGAUGAAGGAAAACAUUAUAACAGUCAAGGACUUGUUAACUCACUACUUUUUGAACCGUGAAAACCUACUCAAUAUCCUUGGCAGGCGUUUGAACAUGAAGAAAUUAGAUGCAGCAGUAAAUCAGGCAAAGGGUAAACUUGACUUGAAAAGAUACGUGUGUCCUCAGGAAAAUCCACGAGUGGUAUUUACUGAUGUGGGAGAAUUGAUUGGACUACUCUAUCAAGAGGGUCAGUUCGUGUCUGUGGAACAGCUCACCCCAACUCAAAAGGAUAUUGGGAUGGAAGUGGUAAAAACAGCCUUUCAAGAUGGCCACCAGAAUUCCAAGGUUUUAUUGGAUGAUGAUAGUUUUCAAAUGCUUUGCUCUUCCAGUUUACCAGAUACAGCGGCUGAACAGCUUGAUGGCUCCAAUAAUGGAUUCAUUUACGAGGCUUAUAAUUAUCCAACUGACACACAGCAGCUGCAACCAGAGCCUAAUAAUGAUGCUAAUUACAUGCCGAUCACAAGUUUUACUGGUGCAUUAUUACCACAUGAUCUUCUUGAUCCAGAUGACAACGACUUCAUCUACCCAGAUCUUCCCGCAAGCAUCUGGGACUCAUUAUUAGAUCAUAAUUGUUUCAUUGGUUAGUCUAUUGUAGUCAGUGGUAGAGACAUGAUUUUCAAUAAAUAGGUUCAAAAUAUGAAAAGAUAAUUUUAAUCAUAUAUAAACAAUAUAAUUUUCUACCUAAAGUAAUUUAAAUGAUCCCUGAAUCGUUACUAGUUUCACCCCUAAUUAUUCCUUAUAUUGAGUGAUGAUUAUAAAUAGACUUGAAGAUAGAUCAAGAGUCUCAUAUGGAAAGUUUGAUUGUAAGGGUAACUCUGUCAUUAUAUGGUUUUACUUUUGUUACGCCUAACUAUGAUAUAUAGAGAGAGAGA
This is a messenger RNA of Solanum dulcamara, 1655 nucleotides long. Its product is annotated as calmodulin-binding protein 60 A-like. Gene Ontology annotation, cellular component: nucleus. Gene Ontology annotation, biological process: regulation of salicylic acid biosynthetic process. Gene Ontology annotation, molecular function: sequence-specific DNA binding; DNA-binding transcription factor activity; calmodulin binding. The record is from RefSeq and is a predicted model, not a curated record. Bases 34 to 1368 code for a protein of 444 amino acids. The transcript is spliced from 7 exons. Lineage: Eukaryota; Viridiplantae; Streptophyta; Magnoliopsida; Solanales; Solanaceae.